GGGGCGGGGGCGGCUGCGGCGGGCAGCGAUCGCUGCGCCGAGCCGGGCUGAGACGAGCCGCGCUUAGUCUGGCGGAGCCCAGCAGAGUUGGGCUGAACUGGGCUCAAGCCGUGUCAAGGAAAGCUGAGCAGAGCCGAACAGAACCAGCUUGCGCCGAGCCGAGCUGAACCCGGCUACAUCGAGCCGAGCUGAACUUGGCUGAACCAGGCGGCGCCGAGCCGAGUUUAACUGAACCAGCACCGAGCUGAGCCGAUCUGAACUGAACUAGGCAGCUCCGGGCCGAGCUGAGCCGAGCCGGGCUGUGUCGGGCAGAGCCCAGCAGAGCCGGGCUGAACUGGGUUCAAGCCGUGCCAAAGAAAGCUGAGCAGAGCCGAACUGAAUCAGUCUACACCGAGCCGAGCCGAGCUAUACUGAACCAGGCUGUGCCGAGCCGAAUUGAAUCCGGCUGCACCGAGCUGAGCCGAGCUCAAGUGAACCAGGCUGCGCCGAGCCGAGGCGAUCCGAGCCAAGCCGAGCUUUGCUGAGCUGGGACGAGACGAGCUGAGCUGCGCGGGCAGCAGGAAGAAGGAGAAGAUCUCGCCAUCUCCAGGACACAAGCAAAACAACCUGCUGCGACCUGAGCACGUACUAACAAAAAGGUGUUCUGACUUUUACGGUUGCUCUAGACUUUUGCACAGGGGGGCUGAUGGAAACUCAUCGCUCUACACUGCUGGAGAGUCCAAGUUUUAAAACCAGCACAGCCAGAGGAGCAGUUAUCCUCAUCCUGUCAGCUGCGAAAAUCCUUUCCAUACUGCCCACAACUGAGAUGAAAAGAGAAGCCCCUCUUGCCAGAGACUGAAGUUGUCUGUCAGGAAAAUACCAUUUAUAGGUGUUUCCAGCCCUGCGAUGAGUUCAGCUACACGUUUAAGCCGACAGCUGAGUUACGGUACCUUAUGCACGUUAAAUGGUCGGUCCAUCAUCUUGAGAGACAGUGGAGGAAGUCAGAGAGUCUCCAGUUGGAUGAAUAACUAACAGCCGGCGUUCCCCUGCCCGACGGAGAUAAGAGGCUGGUUAAAAACCAAGGGAAUUUUUAGACUCUUCCCAAAUAUCGCCUGUCUUUUGUUUGACACAGGACUUGUCAUGUCUCCCUUUCUGCGUAUUGGUUUAUCCAACUACGACAGUGGCCCUUACCUGCCAUCCCAGGGGGAGGUGAUUAACCCUUACUGUGCUGUGAUGGUGAAAGAAGCCGUGGAGUCAGAAAAUGGCCAAGUAUAUGUGCAGAAGAAGCCCACCAUGUACCCACCCUGGAACAGCACUUUCGAUGCCCACAUCAACAAUGGCAGGGUGAUGCAUAUCGUCGUCAAGGACAAAAGUGCUGAAAUGGUUUCGGAGACCACGGUGGAACUCAAGGUGCUGGCGGAGAGGUGCAAAAAGAGCAAUGGGAAGACGGAGAUAUGGCUAGAACUGAAACCUCAAGGCCGAAUGCUGAUGAAUGCAAGAUAUUUCCUGGAAAUAAGUGAUGCAAAGGACCUAUCUGACUGUGAGAAUGAAGGCUUCUUCUCCUUGCACCAGCGCAGGGGAGCCAUCAAACAGGCCAAAAUCCACAACGUCAAGUGUCACGAGUUCACGGCCACCUUCUUCCCACAACCCACCUUCUGCUCUGUCUGUCACGAGUUUGUAUGGGGUCUGAAUAAACAAGGCUAUCAAUGCAGACAAUGUAAUGCUGCCAUUCACAAGAAGUGCAUCGAUAAAGUAAUAGCGAAAUGUACAGGAUCAGCAGUCAAUAGCAGAGAAACUAUGUUCCACAAAGAGCGGUUCAAGAUCGACAUGCCUCACCGCUUCAAAGUCUACAACUACAAGAGCCCGACUUUCUGUGAGCACUGUGGCACUCUCCUCUGGGGCUUUGCACGGCAAGGACUGAAAUGUGAUGCAUGUGGCAUGAAUGUCCAUCACAAGUGCCAGACGAAAGUAGCAAACCUUUGUGGAGUCAACCAGAAACUAAUGGCUGAAGCUCUGGCAAUGAUAGGGAGCACCCAGCAGGCUCGCUGUCAGCGUGACACUGAACAGGUCUCCAGGGAUGGACCUCUUGAAAUUGGCUUCCCAGUUCCUGUGAAGGAGGUAACACCGCUUCAGGCAUUGCCAGCAUCUACAACAGGAAAAAAAGAGCCACAGGGCGUCUCCUGGGAGACUCCGGUGGAGGGCACAAUGAAGGGGGAAUCUCUGAUAGAGUCAGACUCAGCAGAACACACCCAGGAGGAGCGGGAGCACCAAGUUCAGCUAAAACUAACCAUUGAAGAUUUUGUCCUGCACAAGAUGCUGGGGAAGGGCAGUUUUGGCAAGGUGUUCCUUGCUGAGCUGAAGAGCACAGACCAGUAUUUUGCUGUGAAAGCCCUGAAGAAGGAUGUGGUGCUGAUGGAUGAUGAUGUUGAAUGUACGAUGGUGGAGAAGAGAGUCCUCUCCUUAGCUUGGGAGCACCCAUUCCUGACUCAUGUCUUCUGUACGUUCCAGACCAAGGAAAACCUCUUUUUUGUGAUGGAAUACCUCAAUGGAGGAGACCUCAUGUUCCAUAUCCAGAGUUGUCAUAAGUUCGACCUUCCCAGAGCAACGUUUUAUGCUGCUGAAAUCAUAUGUGGGCUCCAGUUCCUCCAUUCCAAGGGCAUAAUAUACAGAGACUUGAAGCUGGACAACGUCCUCUUGGACAAUGAGGGGCACAUCAAAAUUGCUGACUUUGGGAUGUGCAAAGAGAACAUGUUUGGAGAUGCAAAGACAAGUACUUUCUGUGGGACUCCAGACUAUAUUGCUCCUGAGAUAUUGUUGGGGCAGAAGUACAACACCUCCGUUGACUGGUGGUCCUUUGGUGUCCUCCUGUAUGAGAUGCUUAUUGGCCAAUCUCCUUUCCAUGGCCAAGAUGAAGAGGAGCUUUUCCAGUCUAUCCGUAUGGACAACCCGUUCUAUCCUCGCUGGCUUGACAAGGAUGCAAAGGAUAUUUUGGUGAAGCUUUUUGUGAGAGAACCUGAGAGGAGACUGGGAGCAAGAGGGAACAUCCGCCAACAUGCUUUUUUCAGAGAAAUAAACUGGGAAGCUUUAGAAGAAAGAAGGAUGGAACCUCCUUUCAAACCAAGAGUGAAAUCUCCGAGUGACUGUAGCAACUUCGACAAGGAAUUUUUAAAUGAAAAACCUAAACUGUCCUGUGCUGACAGAGCACUGAUUAACAGCAUGGACCAAAAUAUGUUCAGCAACUUUUCUUUUGUGAACCCUAAAAUGGAGAAAAUAUUUUCCUGAGAUCUGCCUUACGGAAGGCAUUUGAGUUUGAGUAACACUUUGUCAACUGAAGACAAUGCAUGGUUGUUUUUAUCAAGAACCCACCAGAAAAACACCUCAUUGAAGGUCUGCACCAUGCCUGGAGGCUUCCAGUUUAUUCCAGUCUGUAGCAGAUGCCAGCCACUCUUAACUAAUGAUAUUUUUUCAUGGUAUCUUUUUGUCACUCUUCUCUCUGUUCCAAAUGUUCUUCAAGUUGAGAGCACCUGAAAAUGAGGAAGUGAAAAAACCUGUUCCCCACUACUCAUACACACAACCAAUGGGUUUCUAUAUAUGAAAAAACUAGUAUAUUUGAGCUUCUGGUGAUGUCAGUGCCCAUUUCUGCAGUUCUCACCCCAGCCCACCUUCCUUCUAAAGGACAAAUGGUUUGCUCAAGGCCUGAGGGCAUCUGGAAAGACUUCAGGCUGGAUGCUUGGGUAACCUCCCCUUGUACACGUGGAGAAUUGUGUGUGUGUGUGCACAGAAGUUUUGAAGAAGCAAUUUUGCUCCCUACGCACUUUAAAAGUAACAUUCACAGGUGUUAGGGUUCAAUUUUGCUCCACUGGAACAAAGAGACUUUACAGGUGCCCAUUCCAGCAUUCAUACAUCUCAAAGGCCCUGGAGCUAAGGACUCAACCCCAAAGGAGGAUUGUUGCCAUGGCAAGUGUCAACAUCUAUACGGAAAACAAGUGCUUUACACUUAGUACUUGAUCUGAAAGGAUGGGAAGUUGCAGUCCAGCAGAGAGCCUUGAGAACCCCUGUUGUAAAGCUUUAACUGUCCUCACACAUGCCAGGCUCAGACCAAAUUUGGGCUUUCUGGAGUUUUAUCCUCAAACGGCAUGAGAAAGGUGGAAAAAGUUUCCUCAAACGGCAUGAGAAACCUGGGAAAUGUUUCCUCAAACCAUUGUUUAAGCAUCAUAAAACCGACCUUCCAGUCACAGCAUUGGCAUGUUUUACUUGAAAGGUGGUAAUCAGUCCUUGGAAAGGCUUAUGUAUUGUAAUUUAUUUUGUUAUGGAUGAUGUCCCAGCUCUUUGGCAUGCAUUGCAGACACAGGUCACCAAGUUGAACCAAAUGUACACAGAGCAGGACAGCACAUCAGGUGAGGGUGGUCCUCUCCUUCACCUCAUGACAUUACGCUGUGUGUUCUAUCCCUUUGCAGUCUGUGGAAAUAUAGAUUUUUUUUUUAUUAUUAUUUUUUUUUUUAAAAAAAAAAGAGUAUUUUCUGUGAUCCUUUCUUCACAGGAUCCUUUUAAAUAAAGAUUCACUGUUUUCUGAGGUUGGAGAGAUGUAGAACCACCCAGUUACUGCUUGUCACUGAGACACCAGUUAAAUACUGCAUGAAAAUUAAGUCAAAACCCAAACAGAAGAUUCUGUAAUAGCUUAGACUUAGGUAGUCACCCCAGCUGGUGUCAGGCCCUAAUUGAAGUGUAUACAUUUGGAGCUUCAUUGCAGGACCUCCUCCAGCCCAUGGAGAAGAGAAGCUCUAGAAGGUGAGUCAUCCCCAAAAUCAGAUUCCCUUCAGAGGUGCUUUUCUGCUUCUGCUGGACGAGGCUGUCAACUUGGAUGUCCCAACAGAACAAAUGCAGCCUUGCAGGCGGUGCUGGGUUACCACUGGCAGUGACCACAGGCACUGAAUCCUGCAGGACCAAGAGCAGUAGUGCCUGAUGUCAACAAGAGAAGUAGAAGGCCCCGGAAAAGGUUUUGGUCCAGUGACUCUCACAAAAUCCUUGUUUGUGCUGAAUGAAAUGCAGAGGGCAUCUGUGCUCACAGUUUGUGCAGCUGGUCAUCAUGUUUAAUUAGGACAGUUGACAUGAAUUUUUUAAAUGCCAAUGCUGUUUGUACAGUUUAAUAAAACGUUGUGUACAAUUGGAAAA
Columba livia (rock pigeon) is the source of this 5151-nucleotide messenger RNA. RefSeq names its product protein kinase C theta (gene PRKCQ). The coding region runs from base 1120 to 3261 and encodes 713 amino acids. NCBI's taxonomy places the organism in Eukaryota, Metazoa, Chordata, Aves, Columbiformes, Columbidae. The transcript is spliced from 20 exons. Gene Ontology annotation, biological process: intracellular signal transduction; peptidyl-serine phosphorylation. Gene Ontology annotation, molecular function: ATP binding; diacylglycerol-dependent serine/threonine kinase activity. The record is from RefSeq and is a predicted model, not a curated record.